AUGAAACGAUGGAUCUCAAGCGGAAAUGACGAAGAAAAGACCGAGACGACAUCUGCAGGGGAGGCGGAGGAACAGAUGAACGAGGAAGGCUCGCGCAAGUCGGGCGACCAGGAUGCACCACCACAGACGCGCGUCGCAAAGGGAUACAGCGAAGAGGAUGAAGAAGCUGGAACAGCCAAAUCAGCCUGGCAGACCAUUGCCGACAAGUUCCCGAGCUCGCCGUCACCCUCUGCCAUUGGCGACACUAUCAUUGACUAUAUUGUUCCGAACUGGGUUAAGGUUCUCCCUGGCUUCAUUCGCAAGUUGCAGAAUGAACUCUCAAUGGCACCGGGAUCGUUGGCAGAGGAGAUAUGGUACGAGGCAAACGAUCCCGAGAUCAACCCCGAGAUUAUAUGGGACGCCUCAGUGAGAGUCUCGGACGAGCUGUGCCAGGAAGAAAAGUCGUUUUUGGAAAAGAGGGCACAGUUCACCAAGGCAGCACUUGCGCGAUAUCUCGAUAUUCCGGAAGCCAAGAUACACCCAGACGACGUUCCUGUCAUCGCCAUGUGCGGAUCUGGUGGCGGACUGCGCGCUCUUGUCGCAGGUACAUCAUCGUAUCUCUCCUCCAAGGAACACGGCCUCUUUGACUGCGCCACAUACACGGCGGGUGUCAGUGGUAGUUGCUGGCUCCAGACCCUCUACUACUCAGAUCUUACUCAACGCAGCCACGCCAAAAUCAUCCGACAUCUCAAGAACAGGCUCGGUGUGCAUAUUGCCUUUCCACCCGAUGCGCUUGAACUUCUUGUCAGUGCGCCAACAAACAAAUACCUGUUGAGUGGACUUGUGGAAAAGGCGAAAGGUAUUCCUGACGCCGACUUUGGACUCGUCGACAUCUACGGCGCGUUGCUCGCUGCCCGCUUGCUCGUACCAAAGGGAGAACUCUCUGUCAGCGAGUAUGAUUUCAAGGUUUCCUACCAACGACGCUUUACAGACAACGGCUCACAACCUCUCCCAAUCUACACUGCCGUCCGACACGAGAUACCUCUUGCUGAACAGUCGGGAGAAACAGACCGGAUUGCUGCAGAAGCAAAGGCCAGGAGAGAGGCAUGGUUUCAGUGGUUCGAAUUCACUCCAUACGAGAUGUGGUGUGAGGAGCUUUCAGCCGGUAUUCCCACCUGGGCCAUGGGUCGUCGAUUCGAGAACGGAAGGACAGUCUGGCGCGAUAACGGUUUGGCCUUACCAGAAGUGCGCGUUCCACUUCUCAUGGGUAUCUGGGGAUCUGCCUUCUGUGCAACACUAUCACACUACUACCGCGAGAUCCGACCUCUCAUGAAGAGUCUCACAGGUCUGGGCGGCAGCAUAGACGCCAUGAUUGCCGAGCGCGACGAUGACCUCGUCAAAGUCCAUCCCAUCGACCCCGCCGCCAUGCCCAACUACGCCCUCGGCAUGCGCGAGUUCCUCCCCAAAACAUGUCCGGAGAGUAUUCAUGUACAAAAGAACUUCCAAUUCAUGGACGCCGGCAUGUCCAACAACCUACCCAUCUACCCACUCCUCCGCCCGGGCCGCAACGUAGACAUACUCGUCGCCUUCGACGCCUCCGCCGACGUCAAAACCGACAACUGGCUCAAAGUAACCGAAGGCUACGCCCGUCAACGCGGCAUAAAAGGAUGGCCCGUAGGCGCCGGCUGGCCCCCCGAUGAGGAGCCCAUCGAAGAGCUAAAAGAAGAUCUCGACCGCGCCUCAGCAAAGACCCCGCAACAAGCCCAAGAAAAGCUCGACGAAGCCCAAGACGCUGGCAGCACCCAAGAACCAUCGGCCAAAACCAACAAAAAGUCAAACGACCUCGGCUACUGCAACAUCUGGGUCGGCAGCACCGAAGAACGCACCCACGACCCCUCCGACAAUGCCUCCCCCUCCACCCCACCGUCCCCCACAAAACAAGCUACAGAAGACUGGGAGCUAAUGCACCCUUCCUCCGGCAUAACCGUAAUCUACUUCCCCUUCCUCGCCAACCCUAAAGUCCCCAACGUCGAUCCUAAAGUCAGCGAUUUCAUGUCAACCUGGAACUUUGUCUACACGCCCGAGCAAAUCGACUCCGUUGUCGAGCUCGCACGCGCGAACUUCGAUGAGGGUGCUGAGAGAACGAAGAGAACAGUUAGGGCCGUGUAUGAGCGGAAGAAGGCGUUGAGGGAGCAGAGGGAGAAGGAAGAGAGGGAACGGCGGUGGAGGUGGAAGAUGAGGCAGGGGAGGAUUGCUGGGAGGAGGGUUGGGGGUGAGGAGGGGGGUGAUCAGUUUAGUUAG
This is a messenger RNA of Pyrenophora tritici-repentis Pt-1C-BFP, 2280 nucleotides long. Lineage: Eukaryota; Fungi; Ascomycota; Dothideomycetes; Pleosporales; Pleosporaceae. The record is from RefSeq and is a predicted model, not a curated record.